ACCAUACCGGUAGAGAAUGCCGUUGUUAUGAACGCCAUACCGGUGACCCUCAGGCUCAGAACAGUGAGUAACUUCGACGUAGAAUGAGUCAUUCCAUCUAGCAUGGACAUCACUAGAGGCAGUUUAGAUGAUAUCACCAGGCCAGCUAGAAGCUCUAGAUACAGACCUGGUAGCAGGGUAUCACUCAGCAGCCCAGUUAAUAGGCCCCUCAGUGUCACAAGUAGCUCAUUGGAGAUAUUGCCACCUGAUCCUGAUAUACUGCUGCAAGAAGACGAUGAUCUGGCUGUGGUUGAGUUUCUGGAGUCAGAAGAAGAAGAGGUAGAAGAUAUAAAAAAAGAAGAAGGUAUCAGUGAAAUUGGUAGAAGUAAUCGAGUGUUCAAUGCUCACAGGGUACAGGAUAGACUACACAACCUAGACCUUCUCCUAGCCAAAGAUGAUGAAAGCAUGGGUGGUAGCAGUCCCGACACCGAUGGUCCAAGCAACUUAAGAGAGCUUACCUAUGAUGCUCAUCUCAACAACACUGAUGAGGGGAGGUAUGGGAGAAGUUCAUCUAGGACUUCAUCUAGGGGACAAGGAAGCAAGAACCAGGAUGGGAGGCAAGAGGUGGAGGAAGAGGAAGAUCCGGACGCAGACUUGGCAGCCAUCACUGAUCCUGAGCUAAGAAAGGCCAUCAAGAAGAUGCGCAAGCUGGAUCGUAUCUUGAACACGAGAGUGACGAGGGAGAAGGAGGUGAAACGCCAGAGGAAGUUACUCCAUCAUCAGCUGGAGGAAGAGCUAGAUGCCAUCAAGGAAGAGGGUGGUGGGAAGUCAAAAGAGGCUUCAGAGAACACGACUAGGUUCCUAGCGUUGGUACCUCCUGUCAGCCAUGAUGAAGGAGUAAACAUGGAAGACAUUCCUUCGACUCCUGUGUUUGCAACACAGCCUCCAGAGGGCAGCAGCCCGUCUCAUAAAACUUCAUCAUCAAGUGAACAUUCUAGUCCUGCAAGGUCCAUAGGUCAGAGCAGGAGAUCUUCGAAGAUGUCACCCAGGGAUCAUCUCAGAAAACCUAGACCACCUGGAGCAGGCAACCAGAGGAGGAAAGAAGAUGAACCAGAUUUCAUUCACAGGAAUAUUCAGUUGGCUUCAGAUGCUGGUAAUCUGAUUGCAAUGACAGAUGAUGAAAAGAAAAGACUUGAAGAUUUGCUCUCAGAAGUUGAGGUGCUUGCAGGAGAACCAGACGAGGGUUCUUCUGGGACCAAUCUUCAGUUGAAUCCCAUCAGUGGAUCAGGUUACAUACCCGAUGCAGACAGCCAGAUGCUUCUAAAAGAUAUUGACGAGAAACUCAAGAACCUACUCCCAUCUGAUGAUUUUAUGGAUAUCUGUAGUACCCCCUCUAUGCUUGGAGACAGACGAGAGUCAUUCAAUACUGUAGCAUUUGACCUUGGUGAACGUAUCCUCAAGGACACCAAGGUAGAACAGAGUCAGCAGCAGAGACUCAAAAACAUUGAGCAGGAACUUACCAGUCUUCAAAAUCAAGUGGAAAAUGAGAUAUCAUCACCAUCAUUAUCAAAGGCUCAGCUGAACUCCCUCCUGCAACGCUGCUCUGAUGCCAGCGAUAGAACCAUGACAGAAAUCACGUCACCCCGUCUCAAACAGACCCCGUCAGCCUUACAGUCCAGCCAGUCCUCUCCCAGACUAAACAGUCAGCAAUCAUCACCCAGACUGCAUGGGCAGGAUGGUAGUCAGGUGUCACUGGAUGCACCCCCUGCUGCGAAGCUCUCUGAUGGUGCCUUACAGCAGCUUCUCUCAGAGGCCAAAGCCAGUCUGGGGCUGCUGGCCCUAGAGAAUGCUGAUAGCAGUCGGGCCAGUAGCAGGACCACAAACACCUUGAUGACAGGGAGGGACUCCGAAUCACAACUUGAAUUCUCGUUAGGUGACUCACCGAGAUCUGAAAUGAGUAUGAAUACAUCAAGAACUCUCGUCUCUCAUGACGUUAUCCAACAACUUCUGAAGAACCCACGUGCCACCUUGUUGCAAUCCAGCCGCCAGCAGUACACAGAGAACUAUGAAGAUAAUAACCAGGAUAUGGAACUUGAUGAUGAUGAACUUAAUGCUUCAUUGGAAAUAUAAAAGUCAACAUAAGACCUAUCUGGUCAAGUGGGAAACGAAAUGGAGAGGUUAUUUAAAAAAGACUUAUUCUUGUUACUGAAGAUUGAAUGCUGACAAUACAAAUGGUUGGAGUAAUGGUUAAUCUUGUGUACAAACUAUCCUCACAAAUCUACAGAAUAAUUGGAUGAUACUCAGAUAGCACAUACUAAGUAAAGCUUGAUGUAACUUGGCAGUAGGUACACACUUUUAUAAAGUGACUGUCACCAUCUUAUUUACCCUGUGUAGGACUUUGCCUUAACUUUCUCAGCAAUGAUGUAUUCUCAUGAAGCCCACACCACAAAAAUGGAUUCUCCAAAUUGGAUCAUAUUAUAUUGGCCCAUUUAGAGAAUUUGAAGUGUAGUCAAUUUUGACCACUGGCUCUUAUGAUUCCUCUUAAAUAUUUGUAGAAAUUAUUAAUUUGUCAUCUGUUUAUGAUUGGAUGGUCAUCUAUUUGACAGGCAGCCAAGUAAAAAAAGUGUAUCUGAAUCAGCAAUUUUUUAAAAUAUGUUUGUUGACAAUUAAUUGCCCAAUUUUAGAGCCAAUACAACAUGGUCCUGGAUUUGUAUUUUUGUUCAUAAAGUUCCAUUUGGGAAAAUGUUCAUAGUAUUCCCCUCUAUUUUGAUGCAAUCUUCUCAAUUAUUUGACAGGAGCUUAGAUUUAUUGAAGGCCUUCUAAGGCCAUAAGCAGUGAUGCCCAUUUGAUUAGCCUCAAUACCCCCUUCUCAUUUACCUUGGAGAUUUGUUGUGCCUUUUUAAAUUAUUUUAAUUUGCUGCUGUAAUACUGAAAUGUGCCCUUUAGAAAAGUGACCUUUAUUUUACCCUAUUGAAAAAUAUUGAAAAGAAAGGCCUGAUAAGACACAGUUACCAUCCAAGACUGUCUAUUAGUAGCUGUUUGCAAGGCUUACUCAAGAAGCAAGUGCUAUAUAUCAAAUGUCUAAUUGAUAUCUAUGUUGAUAUCUUUUUUGUAUCCCCCCCCUCAGCAAAUGAACAGAAAAAGUGUGAGAUAUACAGAGAGAAAAUACUAAUUGUCAGUAUUCUCUAUUAAAACAGAUAUUAGGCGUUUGAUAUAUUCCUGGGCCAAUAUAAGCUAUGCCAAGUCUUUUGAUGUGAUUAUGAUUUAUUUUAUCCAAAAGUAAUUUUGAAAUUUGAUAAUACAAAUUUAUUGUUCUUAGUUUUGGAAAAAAUAUGUGUGCAAAAGUAUUCAAUUCAUUUUAUUAUUAUGUUCAGCCAUUAGAGCUAGUGGUAAAUUGUAAAAUAUGUAUAAAGUUUAAUGUACAUGUACAGUAUAGAAUAUAUCUAUGCAUUCGACACCUUGAUAUUUGGAAUCUUUGUGUAAUUAUAAAAUCAGAUAUUAUUUGUGUUGAUGUUAUACAACAUGAUUGUAAAGUGCAAGCACUACAGAAAUCAAA
This is a messenger RNA of Lytechinus pictus (painted urchin), 3535 nucleotides long. RefSeq names its product fibrous sheath-interacting protein 1-like. The transcript is spliced from 10 exons. Bases 103 to 2109 code for a protein of 668 amino acids. The record is from RefSeq and is a predicted model, not a curated record. Lineage: Eukaryota; Metazoa; Echinodermata; Echinoidea; Temnopleuroida; Toxopneustidae.